CUAAAGCUGGAGCUGGGAACCGAGAGAUUCGAAACAUCGACGGUCAUUUUCCUCGGAGAUCUGUGUGACCGAGGUCCAGAAACAUCAGGGGUGUUCAAUUUCUUGUCUUCCCUCAAGGACAAGCACCCAAGACAAGAUGUGAGGCAUCUCGCUGGGAACCACGACUUUGCGUUCGCCACCUUCCUCGGUCUUAUUCCAAUCACGGACGGAGCUGUGGAAGAGGGAGAGUUUAAACCUCGCCGAGCGGAAUACCCUUUAUGGGAAGACUCAUCCAGUAAACAAGCACAUCUUGGAAUGCAUUUGCAGGGUCGGCGUUGGGGCGCCUUCUCGAGGGAGGGUUUCAAUGACGGCAUCAACGCAUUUGACAGUCACACGACGUUCACUUCUUACUCUGCUGCUCCCGGUGACCGCGAAGAUCUCCUGAAGAAGGUGCCCGUGGAGCAUAAGAAAAUACUAGAGUCGCUAGAAUUCGUUGUUGAAGUGGAAGACGCAGAAGAGCAUGGGAAGAAGCUGGUUGCCGUGCACGCCGGUUUGGAGACUGAUUGUCCGUUUGAUGUUCAGAUGACAGCUCUGCGGCAAAGGAGAGUGAACCAAGCUUGGGUGGAGGCACUUCAGGGGAGGGCGAACGUCAUGAAUCUUCCUGAGGACACGCCCGAAGAUGUGAUAAUUGCCAGUGGACAUCACGGUAUCCUUGAGAUGCGGGACCGGCGUAUAAUCAUCGACGGAUGUGGUGGUCAUCGUGAGAAUCGACUUGCUGCGGUUAUCCUCCCUGAAAGGAAGGUUGUGAGGUCUUCUUCAUGA
Micromonas commoda is the source of this 801-nucleotide messenger RNA. RefSeq lists its product with no specific name. Gene Ontology annotation, molecular function: hydrolase activity. The annotation marks the transcript as partial. The record is from RefSeq and is a predicted model, not a curated record. Lineage: Eukaryota; Viridiplantae; Chlorophyta; Mamiellophyceae; Mamiellales; Mamiellaceae. The transcript has a single exon.